Messenger RNA from Melanotaenia boesemani (Boeseman's rainbowfish), 4516 nucleotides. Its product is annotated as protein translocase subunit SecA-like. Gene Ontology annotation, biological process: protein import; protein targeting. NCBI's taxonomy places the organism in Eukaryota, Metazoa, Chordata, Actinopteri, Atheriniformes, Melanotaeniidae. The transcript is spliced from 2 exons. The record is from RefSeq and is a predicted model, not a curated record. The coding region runs from base 70 to 3069 and encodes 999 amino acids. Gene Ontology annotation, molecular function: ABC-type protein transporter activity; ATP binding. Gene Ontology annotation, cellular component: membrane.
CAGAUAUGGUAAAGGCAUGCAACGUCUUUUACUUUUCUCAUCCUCACAUCAGUGACAGUUUUCUGCAAAAUGGAUGACUCAAACCCAAAUCCUGGAGUCAAGCACAUAUUCAGAUUUACAUAUUUACAUACUUCUCUCAGGUUAUUGUCUCCAAAUGAUGUGAAAAAGCUUCUCCAGAAGCUUCAAGCACUGGUUACAAAUAUCAAGUGGAGCCCAGAGGACGUGUCAGACUUGUUUGAUGCUCUUUUGAUCCGAUUUGAAUUGACGUCAACAAAUGACAGAUCCCAUCUAAUCAACUGGCUCAUGCAAACGUUGCACUGCAUUGAAGUAAACUUUAUUACUUCCAGCUGGAGAUCAAAAUCAAGACAGACACUUCUUGAGCUGGUCCAAGACAAGACUGUAACAGAUGAAGAGCUCAAGAAUCACUUAUCAAAAGAUGAACAAAAGACACUGGACGAGAUUAUUCAGGAAAUCCGACAUGAAAAGUUAAACCAAGUUGAUGAAAAGCUUUUAGAUGAUAUAAAAGAUAUUGUGUCAUCGGUUCAUAAAAAGCUGACUGUACACAAGGAUGGAUCAAAGAAGAGUGAACUGAAACUAAUCUUGCAGACGAUCUGUGAUGCAGUGGAAAAAACAGCCAAAUACAGACCACGACUGACUCAGAUGGUGAGCUGGUGUCUCAUGGCUCUUUCCACAACGGGGCGGUUACUUCAGGUUGGCACAGGAGAAGGGAAGUCAUGCAUUGUGGCAAUGUUUGCAGCAUUCCGAGCUAUGAAAGGAGAAAAAGUAGAUAUCAUGUCGAGCUCACCAGUUCUAGCAGAGAGGGAUUUGGAUGACUGGAAAGAAUUUUAUAAGUUAUUGAAUAUCAGCGUGGACUGCAACAUCAACAAACUAGAUGAUGACUUAAAAAAGUGCUACCAGUGUCAAGUUGUUUAUGGUACCGUGGAAGAGUUUGCUGGAGACUGGCUUAGACACCACUUCCAAAGGAUGGGCAUCCUGGGAAAUAGGACGUACCAGUGUGCUAUAGUGGAUGAGGUGGAUUCCUUGAUGUUAGAUAAAGGUCAUCAUGUUGUGUACAUAAGCAGUGACAUGCCUGCUUUGCAGCAUCUCAACCCACUGCUGGCAUUCAUAUGGGCCACAGUUAAUCAGUACAGUAAGAUCAACAGACAGACAACUGUAGGACGAAAAUACCCAUUUCAUCAAGUUGUAUCUAAACAGAUUAAAGAUGAAGGUAUCGAUGAGUUUUCAGUUCUUCAGAUAGCAGAGGAAGCUGGUGUACUGGCCAAAGGAUCAGUUAGGGAAAUAAGAAGGAACCCAAGUCUUUUAAUGGAAAAAAUAGCAAACGUUCCUGCAGACAAGCUGGUUGAGUUCUUCAAAACAGUUGAGAGAAAAUUCCCAUCCUGCCACUUUGCUCUGCACUGCAAAAGCACAGAUGGAGAAAUAAAAGAACUGCACAAAAAACCACAAGGAGGAAAUGAGCAGAGACAAGUAUCCCUGCUGUUGGUCAACGGAGGUUUCUGCCAGUACAUGUACACCGACAAAAACAGUGUGCUGAGAGCUGCAGAAGAAGAAAUAAGAGGGGCUCUGCAUUUUACACCAUGCCAACUGAAGGACUCUGAAAGUAGCUGCUUCAUCCCAGGAUUCCUCUCAGAUUUGGUUGAAUCUAAACUAAAGGUUUGGAUUGAAAAUGCAUUCCAUGCACAAACCAUGCAAAUGGAUCAUGAAUAUGUCCUGGAGAGACAUGGAAUAGUUCCUGUGGAUUACAGCUGCACAGGGGUUGUUGAAAACUUCAUGCAGUGGACAGAUGGUCUGCACCAGUUUCUGGAAAUGAAACAUGGGUUUAAGCUGAGUGUUAUGACAGCCAUCACCAACUACAUGUCCAGUGUUGGCUUGCUUCAGAAGUAUGGAAGUCAGAUCUACGGCAUGUCUGGAACUCUUGGUCAACAAGCAGAGACCGAAACUUUGCAGAAAAUCUAUGAGGGAAUCACAACCUGUCAGAUACCUUCUUUCAAACGUAGAAAGCUGUUUGAGGUUGAAGGAAUGAUUGUGGAGAAUGAAAAUAAAUGGAUUGAGAAAAUCUGUGAUGUUGUUGUUGAACAAACCAAACCAGCACCAUAUAGGGGUCAACGAGCUGUGCUGAUCAUCUGUGAGACAAUCAAAUGGGCAAAAACUGUCCACAGAGCUCUGGGAGAUAAGGUCCCACACAAAAAGCUUUAUAUAAAUAACAACAUGGACAACAAAGCAAUCUUUUCCAAGCAUCUUGAAGCAGGAGACAUCAUCAUAGCCACAAACCUGGCAGGUCGUGGAACAGACCUUCAGAUUUCUGACUCGGUAAAGAAAGCUGGAGGUUUGUUCGUUGUGCAGACCUUCCUACCCAGGAACGCUCGUGUGGAGGCUCAGGCCUUUGGUCGCGCUGCUAGACAAGGUUCUCCUGGGUCUGCUCAGCUCAUUGUUUGUUCCAGGCAUCUGUCAGAGCUACAUCAACUGCUGGUUUUAACAAGGAGACUUCAGUCUUUAUUGGAAGAUGUUACAGAUGUCAGUUCAUCUUUUCAUAGUCUGUUCAUGAUGCACUUGAGGCUGUACCAGAAAGGCUACAGUGAUGAGCACAAAGAGGUGUCUUCGAUGCUGCCACUUAUUUUGACUGAAAAGUCAGAUUCAGCUAUAAUGAUGGUGAAAACAUUAAGAGAUGACUCGGUGGCCAAAGAACUAUCUACAUACUUGGAGUGUAUCCAAAAUAUAAAGAAGAAGGAGGAGCUCUUUGGUCUGUAUUUGCAAAUACUCAAUGAUCUGUACAAAGACUGCAGCAACAAGCCAGCAGAAUCAUAUGUGGCUGCACUCAAUGAAUUUUGGGGAAUGUGGCUCCUCACCAAAUUUAACAAAGAUUCCAUCAGUCUACUAAAAAUCAGGCUGAAAGACGACCUGAACAAAGCCAUGCAAAAACUCAAGAAGGGAGAAUCCCCCUUAUCAAACCUGCACCACUACACUGCUUUGGGAAAUGAGCUACGAAAAAAGGGAAAGCUUUCAGAGAGCAUCACCAUGUACACCAAAGCAAUAAAAGAAGACCACUGUUAGGCUGCAGUUGCAUACUACAACCGAGCUUUUGCAACAUUAACCCAGCAAAACAGGCAUCAGGAUCCUGACUGCCUCAAUCGAGCUCUGGAGGAUUUGCAAAAUGCCCUCAAGUCUGUUCAGCUCUACCUCGAACAGCUUGACAUCACUUACAGAAACGUCACACAGCAAACGAAUGGUUUGACAAGGUUUGACAAACAUGUCAUGGCCAGACACACAGUUCUGGUGUCUUUCAAAGCAAACAUUUUUGAAGCUAUACAAAGAACACAGAAGGCCAUAGACAGAGGCGGAUAUGUAAAAGUGGAGGAACUAUUAGUCUAUUUCCUUGUCUCACUGGAGCAUUUUCUGCCAGUGGCGGUCCUCUCAAUGGAAUCAGUGAGUGAUAUUUUGUCCAGAGACCCUUUGAUAAGCUGCCAACUCAUUAGCCACCCGUCCUUUGAUGUGUUCAUUGAAAUCAUGAGUCUCAAAGCUAUGGGCCUGACUCAUAUCUACGUGUUAGAUACCUCGUUCUCUCUGGCUGGUGUGUUUUCAAGAAUAGCCAGGAUUGUGCGUUAAGGUUUGAAUUAUGUGCCAGUUUAGCAAGAAAUUGUGCAAGUAGAGUUAAUAUUCAGCAGUUUUCAAGUUUUUUUUUACACUUAAGGUCAUUUUUAAUGCAGCUUUUGAAGUAGUUUUUAUUUUUUUAAAUAAAACAUGUAAUCUUAAGUAGACUUAACCAUUUAUAUCAUCUGUUAUAAAAAUAUUUAUUACAAUUACUCAGUUGAAAUACUAAUGUUACAGGACAAACAGCAUUUUCUUUUUGUUCACAUUUUUUUAUUUGGUAUGAGCACACACACAGACACGGACACUGUGUCCGAUUUUAAUACAUUAAAAACUAGAGCUUCCAUUUUUAUUCAUAUGUAAACACAACUGUUUAAGUCAUGCAUACAUGUUUAUUACAUUUUUAUUGUAUAUCAUGAUGAUAUUUACAGUGCAUUGUAUAUGUGAUAAGGUAAAAAAGGAGAAAGUUACACAAUGACAAUACAAUUUUAAUUUUGUAUUGAAAUAAAGUUUACUGUAAUUUUUAAAAAGUGUCUGAACAUGAUUAAGAUUUCAUAAUUAUAUAACUCAUUAAAAUAAUACAAUUCAUAUAAUCCUUUGUUGAAAUGUUCUGACUAAAUAUAUUUAUAUCUCAAUGGAAUAAGAUUUUGUGAAAUAAAAUGUGCAUUUGUUGUCAUGAGACUGCUGGUUAUUGACUACUGAGUUUUAAUAUAUAUGUGACUUAAAUGUUUGCUGUAAUAAAAUUGUAGAACUGUGACCCACAACUCAACAAUACCUUAAUAAAUAAAUACUAUAAUAACUAUUUUUAUGGGCUGAUCUUUAGAGCCAAAGCAUCACACUCAUAACAGAUGACAUAAAGGCUGUUGAUUGGCUAAAUGUUCAUAUAUUUAGUGCCAAGGGUUGUAAAUAAAAA